Molecule: messenger RNA, 1510 nt
Organism: Cottoperca gobio
Lineage: Eukaryota; Metazoa; Chordata; Actinopteri; Perciformes; Bovichtidae
Product: galanin receptor type 1
Exons: 8
Coding region: 76-1005 (309 amino acids)
Biological process (GO): G protein-coupled receptor signaling pathway
Cellular component (GO): membrane
Molecular function (GO): G protein-coupled receptor activity
Source: RefSeq, a predicted model, not a curated record
UUCUAUCUGAGCUCUCUCCAAUACAAACACCUAGAAACCAUUGUUGAAGGCUGUGGACUGACGACUCACCGUAAAAUGAGAGAGUGGUUCAACGAGACUGUGUUGAUGGAACGGCCCUGGCCAGAGGCAGAGAGGUGGCUGCUGGUGGCUGUGUUGGGACUCGAGAUGGUCAUGGGAGUUAUGGGAAACUGUCUCGUUCUGCUGGUCAAAGUCAUGUGCAGGAAUCAGUUCUGCUGUCGUUAUUGGCUUCCUUUCCUCAGUCUCACCGUGUCAGAUUUAGGCUGCUCCCUCCUCAUCAUCUCCGGCUCCCUGUUUGCCAUGCUGACAGGAGGUCAGAGGUCACCGUGGUGUGAGGUUGUCAGCCUGCUUAAGUUCGCCUUCAUCACCUCCUCUAUAGGGAGCAUAGCUAUCCUCUGUGUGCAACGGCUGAUUGGCUUGGCCUCCACAGGAAGUGCUCUCUUUGUUGUCAUGGCGACAGCCUGCUUGGCUUCUUGGGUGAUAGGGGUGGUGUUCGGAAGCGUCCCUGUUGUCUACGCAUGGAUCAGGUAUGACCCCGCAGAGAUGCUGUGUGCUGUCUUCUGGGAGAACAGCUACUCAGACAUGUUGGUCUACAUUCUCUGUGCUUUCUCCGUCUGUAUCUUCCUCCCCGUCCUCCUCAUCUUCUUCUGCUCUCUACUGAGUGCCACCAGCUGCCACUCAAGCUGCAACAGUGAUGAUGAAGCCGAUCUAUCAGCAGUCAGUCCUCUGCUGGUGUCCUCCUACAUGCUCUGCUACACUCCCUUUGUUGUGUCUGAGCUGAUCCUGCUGGGCAGGAUGGACCUGUCACCGGCACCUGAUUGGUUAAGGACACUGUCCUCAGUGAUGUCCUACCUGGACUGUAGUCUGAACCCUCUUAUUUAUUACUCACAUCAAGACUUCCGGGAGGCGGGCCUGGCCCUGCUGUGGACCAAUAGGAAACCUUCGUCAGAGCCUGUCCUCACUUCUAUCACUAAACAUGACAUGUAAACAUGUGAGGGGUUCUACAUUUAUUCCAAACAUUUCAAGAACCGAACAAAGACAUAUCCCAUAACACUGUAUUUAUUUGAGGACAGUUUGGAAAUAUUGGCAUGGUUUUUUUGAUUACAGGGAAAUGAAAGGCCAUUCUUUGUAUAUAGGAUCAAUUUUUAUUUUAUUUUUAUUUUUAACAUGUUUGAAGUAUAGAAAUAUAUAUUCUAUUUGCUGUUGCAUUUUGUUAUUCAAUUAAAAGUUGAAAAUGUUGAAAUGUUUUGAUUAAAGUUUUAUCAAAAUCUUAUCAUUGUGGAUUUAAAACAUAAAGAUCCAGUUAAGACACAAUACAUUUUCUAUACAUUUAAUAAGUCUGAAAUGUUGUCAGUUUCUGAGUUUGUGAAACACAGAUGUACUUGCUAUACAUUCUUAAUAUGGAUUGUAUGAAGAGUAUAUUGUGUCAGAGGUUCCUUUAUUUUACUUCGUAGGUAACAAUAGUAACGUUAACGUUUUGUUUUCAACAUAU